This is a messenger RNA of Aureococcus anophagefferens, 1110 nucleotides long. RefSeq lists its product as hypothetical. Gene Ontology annotation, molecular function: GTP binding; GTPase activity. The record is from RefSeq and is a predicted model, not a curated record. Gene Ontology annotation, biological process: cytoplasmic translation. Gene Ontology annotation, cellular component: cytoplasm. Bases 1 to 1110 code for a protein of 369 amino acids. The transcript has a single exon. NCBI's taxonomy places the organism in Eukaryota, Pelagophyceae, Pelagomonadales, Pelagomonadaceae.
AUGUCGACGACGGAGGACAAGAUCAAGGAGCUCGAGGCGGAGUACGCGCGCACGCAGAAGAACAAAGCGACGGAGACGCACCUCGGCCUCAUCAAGGCCAAGCUCGCGAAGCUGCGGCGAGAGCUCGAGACGCAGGGCGGCAAGGGCGGCGGCGGCGGCGGCGAGGGCUUCGACGUCAAGAAGGUCGGCGACACGCGCGUGGGCCUCGUGGGCUUCCCCUCCGUGGGCAAGUCGACGCUGCUGACGACGCUCACGGGCACCAAGUCCGAGGCCGCGGCGUACGAGUUCACGACGCUCACCGCGAUCCCGGGUACGAUGAAGUACCGCGGCGCGCGGAUCCAGGUGCUGGACCUGCCGGGCAUCAUCGAGGGCGCGGCGACGGGCAAGGGCCGCGGCCGCCAGGUCAUCUCCGCCGCGCGGACCUGCGACCUCAUCAUGAUCGUGCUCGACGCCGGCAAGCCCGUCACGCACAAGUUCCUCAUCGAGCGCGAGCUGCACAACUUCGGCAUCCGCCUCAACGAGGAGCCGCCGCGCGUGACGAUCCGCAAGAAGGACAACGGCGGCGUCGAGUUCCAGUGGCUCUGCCCGCAGACCCAGGGCAUGAACACGGAGGUCGCGACGCGGAUCAUGAAGGAGUACCGCAUCAUGUGCGCGUCCGUGACGGUCCGCGAGGACAUCAGCAUGGACCAGUUCAUCGACGCCUGCGACGGCAAGCGCACCUACAUCCCCUGCCUCUACGUCAUGAACAAGAUCGACUCGAUCACCAUCGAGGAGCUCGACAUCAUCGACGAGCUGCCCAACUACGUGCCCAUCUCGUCGCGCGACAACUGGAACAUCGACGACCUCAUGGAGAACAUCUGGCAGCAGUGCAACAUGAUGCGCGUCUACACCAAGCCCAAGGGCCAGGUGCCCGACUACGACGAGCCCGUCGUGCUCCACGCGUCGAACCCGACGGUGGAGCAGUUCUGCAACCGCAUCCACAAGGCCAUCAUGCCCCUCUUCAAAUACGCCUGGGUCUGGGGCUCCUCCGUGAGGCACCAGCCCCAGAAGGUCGGCAAGGACCACGUCCUCGCCGACGAGGACGUCAUCCAGGUCAUCAAGGGCGUCUAG